CCACAUCUUGCGCGGCCACUGCCCAAAAGUACAAUACAUAUUUACCCAACAACAUCCUCUCUCUGGGGUAAAUAUCUCCCCAUUUUUUUAUUGUGGAGCAUUAUCCAUCCCGGAUUUUUGAUACGGAGAAAUAUGUGGCACUGUUGUCGAAGAGUAAAGUGAGCCUGGAUCCAGAUUCUGCUGAGGUCUAGAUCGAGAUAUUAAACACAACGGGGCUUUUCCACGGCACGUUACCAAAAGCUCGACGACGACUCGAUCCCGGAGCUUUCUCGUCGUCGCACUUCUCUCUCUCAGCUAGUCGAGUUUUGCUGGUUGGCUGGGAUUGUGGCAUGGUUCUUGGUGGUGAAAGUUUUUUUUGUAUCGUCGUCGUCGUGGACGAAAAAGCAGCACUCGUCCUGCCACAGAAAAGCUAGGUCGUCUCAAGUCGGAAGAAACACGUUAAGUUGUUGUAGUGCAGUAGUUCAUAGAGAUUACUCCUUUCAACACUCAUCACACUUUGCUAAAUAAGUGGAACUGCUGGGGUGCUGGAGAGAAAGUGAGACAAAAUUCACCAAAACGUGGAGAGAAAUCAAUCGCAAAUCUUUGUCGUGCUGCUACUGCUUUCUCCAAUCCAUCCAUUCAUCCACCACGAACACGACUUUCUUCUUCCUCCCCUCGCUCUGAGGAUAAGAAAGAAGGGGAAGAUCGACCCAAUGGGAAAUCUAAUCUCAGAAUUUAACUCCAGAUUUUCUUCCUUGCCAAAUAAUAAAGUACUGGGUGGAGUUGGAGGUUGGCAGAGUAAUUUGUCCCAGAAAAGCUAAAUCCAGAAAAAAUAUAUAUCGUUACUACAACUUAUAAAUAAGGAGAGAAAGAAAGUCAGCACCAUGAUUUCGCCCUGUUGUGGGUCGUCUCUUCAACAAGGGACAAAAUUCCUGGCCAUGUUUUCAAUGAUGCUGUCCGUGGCCGGGAUGGGUAUUUCAUCCAUCAUUCUUUUCAGCCUGCUCGUAGGUGGCCCCAAGUCGAGAGGAGAGCCCGGUGAAGGUGAAGACGAUCCGACCUCCAUCGGGAUCAAGUACUUCAUUGCGUUGUUAACCUUCAUAUUUAAUCUGUUUCUUGCAAUCCUGCUUUUUAUCGGGGCCGAACAGAAAAAUCUCCGCCUCUGCUACGUCUGGUUCAAGGUGACGAUAUUCCUCUUCUGUUUGGACCUCGUUCUUUUGGGGUUUUCCAUCUACUUGGACCUGGCUGGGAUUGAGGACUACGUGGUAAACAUUUCUGGAAUUUUUUACUCUCUGUACGAACUCUGGGUCGUUUUCGCUUUCACCACCGAGAUCAAAAGCCAGAAGGAAACUAUUUCCGGAUGUCAUACGAUUAGCACGUCGAUGACGGUGUAAAGAAAAGAAAGAAACCAAACUCUCUCCUAAAAUUUAAGUUAAGAAAUAUUAUGAUAUGUAAGAAAUGUUUUAUUCCAAAGAUUUUUUCAAAAUUUCUAAAAACUUUUGCAUGGGAUGAUGAAACAGACUAAAAGUACAUACAUUUACGUAGAUAGGUAGGAGGAGAAAGUGGAGGGAGAGAAACGACAAAAAUGGAAAUUGAGGAGUAAAUGGAGUGAUAAAGAUGAGAGGAUGAAUGAUUCAUGAGGCAAAUUGAGAUUCAUAGCAUGCAAGUUAUUUAUAUAGGAAUCAAUAUGCACGAUAUUCAUAUGUACAACUACUAUGUAUUGAGUAUAUAUACCCAUAAAAAAGAAAACCACACUUUUUUGCAUGCAAAAAUUAACCAGUCUAAAAAUAACACUAUUAAUUUUCGCACAAACUAACAUGAUUCGACGUGAAUUACUUAAUUAUCUAUUAAUUAAAUUAACUGCAAUGCACGGACCAAUGAACACAAAUUCAAGCUUAUAUAAAUUGUGUAUAUGAUUUUUCUCUACCAUUUCCAAACUCUCACUGAAAAGAAGAUGUUCAAACCUGAGAUUUACGAUUAUUAAAAGACUUCAAGGUGUCGUUAAUGCAGGACUCGAUGACUCAUCACCUAAAUCGUCAAAAUCCGAGCAUUUUAAUCAUUUUUCGCAUUUGGGAAUUUAUUUUAAAAUUCUGGACGAUAAAUUUAAUGGUGAGUUUUUAAACUAGUUUUGAUGAGUUCCAUUUUUUUAAGGCUAUGUACUUGAGAUCUCCUCCUUCAAAAACUGUCAAAAUCCUGAGUGUAUGUUUAUAAAAAAAAUGGCAACGACGAAUUUUCUAUAAAUUCGUCGUCCAGAAUUUUAAAAUAAAUUCCCAGAUAUGAGAAAUGAUUAAAAAUGUGCUGAUUUUUACGAUUUUGACAAUGAGUCAUCCAGUCCUACUUUAAGUAAUUAACGAUGCGAAACUAAAUCGACCUUUACUCGAAACUUUCACUCUCGUUCAAAAUCUCGGAACUAUUUAUAAAAUUCUUGGAAGUCUCAGUCACUCACAUGAUAACGAUGAUUUAUGUAGCUUGAUUCAAACGCUUCUUCUAAAAUUACUUUAUAUUUACUCUACAAGCAACAAACCAAACGUAAACCUAUGCACUUUAACACAAAAAAUCACCAAAAAUUAACCCACAGUCUGCGGCACGGCCUUCUUGGAAUGAAACUGGAUCCAUAAAAAUAUGUAUUUAUCUCAUGGUUUAGUUAGUUAAGAAAUUGCACGUCACUUUCUAUCGGCUCAUUAUUGAACACGGUAUAUUAAUUCAACAGAAUGACAUUUUCAAUUUUGAAAAAAAUUGAUAAUACUCAAAUCAAAUGACGAUCCAUUUAAAACGACGAUACUCAUUUUACUUACAUACUCAAGGAAAAAAUAACCAAAAAUAUUUGUAACAAA
Messenger RNA from Folsomia candida, 2810 nucleotides. RefSeq lists its product as uncharacterized. Bases 864 to 1370 code for a protein of 168 amino acids. The record is from RefSeq and is a predicted model, not a curated record. The transcript has 4 exons. Lineage: Eukaryota; Metazoa; Arthropoda; Collembola; Entomobryomorpha; Isotomidae.